AUGGCGCCGCGGGGCAUGGCGCUCCGAGGCUCCCCAGCGCGCCCACAGCAACACUCGCCUCCCCGAGCGCCCGCGGGGCCCUCCUCGCCCGGUCCCGCGGGGUCCCGGCGGUCCGGUAGGGCAAGCGACGCGAGCCCGCAGCGUCCGUCGCCCUCCUCGACUCAGUUCGGCAGCCCCGGGAUGGGUCCCGUGCCCGGGUGGUCCCCGCCGUCGCGGGGGGGGUCGGGGGUGUCUCCUGACCGCAGUUCGGUGGCGACGCUCGACGCUACGGACUGGGCGGACACGCCGUCGCGGCCCGGCUGGAUGUCACCCGGUUCGCCGCGUCUGGAAAGCGAGCCACAACCGCCCGCGCCCUCGUCGGGCGCGCAGCGGUCCCUGGAGGGCGCGUUCGCGGCGGAGGCCAAGCCCCCCCGUCGCUCCCUGCCCGACAUCGAAUCGGAUCCGCUGCAGGAGGGUCUGAUGCGGGCGGAACAGGUAUCCGAACACGCGUCGUGGACUCAGGCAGUCGACCUCGGCGACGUGCGCGCGUCCGUGAACUCGCUCGGGGAGCGCGUCCACCGCGUCGAGUCGCUCGCGGGGUACGUGCAGCGGUAUAACGACCCCGCUGUCGAGGAGGGAUCCAGCUCUUCGAGGUCCACCCCUGACUCAGCCCUGCACCGGGACUCGGCCAGCAGCAGCGUGCGCAGCGGCCAGGUGGCCGUCGACCUCUCGCCGCAGCGGCAAGCCGCGCAGGCCGCCGCGAGCGACGCCGAGCAGCCGCCCACACCCAGCGCUGGCGUGUGGGCCGCGCCGGCCGCGGACGCGCACGGCAGCGCCCGUGGCCCGUCGCCGAAGGGCAGCGCCGGCGGCGCGUGGGGACGCCCUCCCACCCCGCCCUCGUCGCGCUCUUCGGGCGCUCCGGCGGCGUCGAGCAAGGUCGUGGCACAGGCUGCUAGUCUGACUGACGUGGCAGACGCCGGCGCGCAGCGCGCGGAGCGGGCGCCGCGGCCGCGCGGGGCCGCGAACGGGCGGAACAGCGACGAUUGGUCGCUGACGUCGAGCAGCAGCGGCUCCGGCGCGGGCGGCGUCGUCGCGACAAGUGCGCAGGACGGGGACCCAGCCGGGGACAGCGGCGCUGCCGCCCCGCGCGCGUCGACGUCGUCCUCCUCGCACGGAAGCGCCGGCUCGAGAGCCUCGCUCGUGGACCAGGCGGAGCGCAGCGCGCAGGUCCUGCCGCACGGAGCGGUGGUGCGACUGUUGCCGCUGCACCGGGGGGCGCAGGGGUGGGUGGUGGUCGCCGGGGCGCAAGCCUGGGUGCCGCACAGGCUCGAGCUGUCGACGGACACGCUGGACGACGACGAGUUGCGCGUGCAGCUGCGCAUUUCGCGCGCCGGCGCCCCCCGCGGCUGCCUGCGUCUGUCGUCGCCGCUCGCGCCCGACAGGGUGCUCGCGGCGGCCCGCGACGGCCACGACAGCCUCUCGAUGACGUUCCAGCCCGCGGGGCCGUCGGUCGCGAAGGACUGGCUGCUCGUGCUGCGCGGCGAGAGCUCCCAGACGGCAGACGGCGCGACCACGUUCAGCGGGACGCUGUCCCCAGCGGGGCUCGAGGGUCGGAGCUUGGAGUGCCGCGUACGCCUCCUCACGGGCAAGACAGUGCACCCGGCGUUCCGGAACCCCUCGCUGGCGCCGCGCGCGGGCUCUGCGAGCGAGCAGGCCCCCAGGGGCAGAAGCCAGCGGGUGGCGCAGCUCGCCGCGACGUGGGAGGCAAGCACCAGGUCAAGCGACGCCUCCGCGCCCCGUUCUGUGUCCGCAGCGGCCGCUCGUCCUCGCAAGGCCGCGAACCUCGCAGCUGCGUGGGAGUCGCGGACCCCCCCCGCAUCGGCGCCGCAGGCGCGGCGGACGUCGGACGAUGCGCCGUCACACGGUCCGGCGCCGUCGGCGGCCCUGGAUGGUCCUGGCAGCGCCGGCAACAGCGGCGUCAACGCCUCGGCCGCGGAGAUCGUUGCCACAGCGCGGGCGCGGGCUGGCGCCAGCUCCGCGCCGGCGCGGGCCCAGGCCACGACGAGCCCGCCGAGGGAGCGCGACACGUCCCCGGUCGUGCCGAACUACGCGCAGCGCCUCGAACGCGCACAAGAGACCCCCCCGACGCCGCAGACACCCCCUCAGGAGUCCCCCCCGGCCGGCGCCGCGAGCCCCCCGCGCAGCGCGGUCAAGCUCGCGAUCACCGAGGCCCUCGCGCUCGCGAACACCUCCCCGAGCCGCGACAAGGGCCACGUGCUGUCAGCUGUGUCGGGUUUGGUAGCAGAAGAGUUCAUCACCGUGCUGGAAGCACUGGCGCAGCAGUACCGCGAGGCCGUCGCCGAGGUCGCGCGGCUGCGCGGGCAGCGCGACCGCAUCGUGGCGUCCGCGGCGCGCAACGUCGCCGCGGCGCGCGCAGGCAUGCUGGAAGCGGCCGGGUCGGCAGUGGCGCAGGUCAAGGGCGCCGUGGAGGCGUCGCUGCAGCUCUCGCUGCACAAGCGCGACGUCUUCCACCGCGAGGUGCGCGUGGAGAAGUACCGGUGGCGCCGCGAGAUGCACCUGAAGCGCCGGGCGUUCUCCGGCAUGUUGUUGUGGAGGGACUGGCAGUCGGACUUCCGCGAGUCCCAGCGGCUCGACAGCAUGCGGCUGUGCUUCGAGCACUGGCAGUCGUUCACGGCCGGGCGCGUGCGCCUCGAGGAGCGCCUCGAGCGCGCGUACUGGGGCCGCCUGGCCAUGCGGGUGUGGGCGGCGUGGCGGGACCGCACCCGCGCGACGUCGGCGCUGGUCGCGGAGGCACGAGCGCGCCGCGCGCGCCGCAUCCUGUACGCCUGGCGAGACGAGGCGAAGCACAGCGCGCUCCUCGGCCGCAAGGAACUCGAGUUGCAGGACCGCCAGGAGGAGCGGUUGUUGCGCAAGUGCCUGCGAGGGUGGGCGGCCGCGGCGCUGCCGACGGCGGACGACCAGCGGCGGCUGGAGAUGUUCCGGGCGACGCAGCGGCACCGCCGGCAGCGGCUCGUCGUCGCGGCGUGGCGGGAGCGGGUGUCCGUGAAGCGGGAGGUGCGCGCGGAGGCGCGGGCGCUGGAGGAAGUUCGCGAGCGGGACAGGAUGCGGACGAUGCUGCGCGCGUGGAAGGAUGCCGUGCAGCACGCCGUCAUGCUCGACGCGCUCGUGGAGCGGUACCGCGAGCGGGCGGACGCGCUGCGCGUGACGUCGGUGUGGUCGCGGUGGGCGGGGCUCGCGCGGGCGCGGCGGCGGCAGGAGAUCACGGUGGCGCGGUACACGCAGCGGCGGCAGAGGGCGCUCAAGGCGUCGGUGCUGCGGGCCUGGAGCGACCGCGCGGCGGCCAAGUCGGCGGCGCACGCGCACGCGAGGAAGGCGACGGCGCGCAUGGUGGCCGUGCGGACGCGGGACGCGUUCGUUGCGUGGCGCGCCGAGUGCGAGGAGGCCGCGGCGGAGCGGGCGGCGGCGGCGGCGGCCAAGAAAGCCUCGGAGGACGCACGGGCCCGCGACGUGCUCCGGGAGUGGCGGCAUGCGACGCUGCGGGCCGCGGACAGGACGAACGCGUUCGCUAAGGCGCUGCAGGGCGUGGCGCGGCGGUGGACCGUGCGGGAAGCGUGGGAGUCGUGGCGCGGGGCGUGCAUGGCCACCAACAACCUGACCUCGCUGUUCCACGCGCUCCAGGGCGCGUCGCGGCGGCGGACAGUCCGGGAGGCGUGGAAGGCGUGGCGCGGUGCGUGCAGCGCCUCUGCAAGGCUGCGUGCUGUCGCACGGGAACGCGGGCGCGCCGUGCUGGACCGCGAGGCCGCCGACGCGAAGCAGGCAGCGUUCCGGGCGCUCAAGGAGCACGCCGACCGCCGCCGGGCGCUGCGGAGGGCGGCGGAGCGCGUACGGGCCUCGCGCCGGCGCCUGCGUGGCAAGGCGAUCCUGCGCGCGUGGCGCACGGCGGCCCAGGAGGCGAUUCAGCGCAGGGAGAUCGUCUCGCGCAACGUGGCGGGCAAGGCCGUCGCGCGCGACCACUUCCUGCGGUGGUACUGGACCGCCUACGAGGGCGAGAUCACCGGGACGCUGUCGUCGCUGUUCCGGCGCUGCGAGGACGCCAUCACGAGCGUUGCCGCCGUCCGGCCUGGCGGCCGCGCGCUCUCCGACUCCCCGUCCGACGGGGGCGUCUCGGACACCCCGGCGCGCAGCCGCGGGUACUCCGGAACGCCGGGGGACCGCGCGGUGUCGAUGGAGUCCUGGCAGGCGGGCUUGCAGUCCCAGAUGGACGCGAUUCGGCAUGCCGUGCACACCAUCGCGGGCCCGCUUCCGGCGCGCGGCAGCGCCCACCCGAGCGGUGCGUCGCCGGGCUCGGGCCCAGACGGAUCGCGGAGGACCGCGAUGCCGUCGCCGGUGGCGGCGAACAGGGCACCGCCGCCGCAGGGCGCCUAUGCGGGGCGCGCGCACGCGCUCGACGCGCUGGCGGCAGCCGCAAACACCGUCCGCAGCGACCGCGCGUCCAUCGGGAGGAGCGCGGCGUCCGCGGCCACUGCAACGCGGUCGCCCCCUGGCGGCUUCGCGCCGCCGUCGCCGCCGUCGUUCGCGGCCAGCGAGCCGCAGCAGCAGGUCGUCCAGCGCAUCUCGGUGCCGGCAGGCUCCCCAGCGGCGGCGACGCAGUCCGCGGCGCUCGCGCGCUCCCCGUCGGAGCUCGCAGGCAUGGAGAGUCUCCAGCGCCUGACGCGCGUGCUCGAAAGCGUCUCGCAGGGCAUCCAGGCGGCCUCCGGCACGCACAGCCAGAGCAGCGCCCCCCCCGGCGCGGCGGGCGGGACGCCGCAAUCGAGGCUGGUGCCGUGGCCGCCCGGGGAGGGCGCGGCCGGCGCGGAGGGGUCGGUUCCGACGGCGCCGGGGGUCGAGGCGAACGAGGAGCCCGUGUGGUGGCAGGGGUGGGGCGCGGAGGAGGACGUGGAGGGGUGGCUGACCGAGCUGGGGGGUGUUGAGGGGGGUGUGGUGGAUGCCGGGGAGGACGCCGAGAGCGACGAGACCGACAGGGAGCUGGCGGCGCUGGCGUCCGCGAGGGUCGCGCGGUCGAACAGCCGGUCGUUCGCCAGCCCCGUCUGA
Molecule: messenger RNA, 5091 nt
Organism: Pedinophyceae sp. YPF-701
Lineage: Eukaryota; Viridiplantae; Chlorophyta; Pedinophyceae
Source: the annotation of a GenBank genome assembly